CCUGGAGCGCUGCAUACACACAAACCAUCUCGUCAAGAUGGCGAACCGAAACAACGAUGCUGGUCGACCCAAUCUGCGUAUAACAAUCAUCGCCGCAGAUGGCUUGUAUAAGCGAGAUGUCUUCCGCUUUCCCGACCCCUUUGCCGUCGCGACCAUCAACGGAGAACAGACCAAGACGACGACGGUGAGCAAGAAGACGCUCAACCCGUAUUGGAACGAGAGCUUUGAUUUCCGGGUUGAUGAGGGCAGCAUCCUCGCCGUCCAGGUGUUUGACCAGAAGAAGUUCAAGAAGAAGGACCAGGGUUUCCUUGGCGUUAUCAAUAUCCGAAUCGGCGACUUGAUUCCUGAAGUCGGACCCGAGGCAGACGAUCAAAUGAUUACCAGGGAUCUCAAGAAAUCGACUGAUAACCUCGUUGUGCACGGCAAGCUCAUCCUCAACCUGUCUUGCAACCUCAGUACUCCCAUUCGCGCCGGCCAAGCAUCAUCAUCGAACCGACCCACACUCGGAGCACCCAGUGGCUCCAACCUGUCAACGCUAUCUGCUCCGGCUGGUGAACGACCAAGUUCGGCCAUGUCUGGCCCCAACGGCAACGCGCUCGGCUCCCAGCCGAACCUCACCACCCAUCCGGCCAGCGUCAGUGCUGCGCCUGCCUCUGCGAGUGUCAAUGGCUCUACUCGCCCCAACAGCCAGCUGAGCCCGUUCGAAGACGCCCAAGGCCGCUUGCCCGCAGGCUGGGAACGCAGAGAAGAUAAUCUGGGCCGCACCUAUUAUGUAGACCACAACACCCGAACCACCAGCUGGAACCGACCGACAGCCAACGGAACCGCCGCUGAAGUCCGCAACGAACGAGAGGCUGUUACCCAGGUCGAGCGCCAGAGACACCAAAACCGAACUUUGCCCGAAGACAGAACUGGCACCAGUUCGCCAACCCUUCAGCAGCAGGGCUCUGGUUCUGGUAGCCCCGUCGGCGGCGCUGCUCCCAAUGCUGCUCCCAACGGCAACCACACGGCCAUGAUGCACACCGGCGCCACUAGCCCUGGCUCCGGUGAGCUCCCUCCGGGCUGGGAACAGCGCUGGACUCCUGAAGGACGACCAUACUUUGUCGAUCACAACACUCGCACCACGACCUGGGUCGAUCCCCGCCGACAGCAAUUCAUCCGCAUGUACGGCCAGAACAACACCAACGGUCAAAUCCAGCAACAACCCGUUUCUCAGCUUGGUCCCUUGCCUAGCGGCUGGGAGAUGCGCCUCACGAACACUGCCCGAGUCUACUUUGUGGACCACAACACCAAGACCACCACCUGGGAUGACCCGCGUCUUCCUUCUUCUCUGGAUCAGAAUGUACCCCAAUACAAGCGAGACUUCAGACGGAAGCUUAUUUACUUCCGCUCUCAGCCUGCAAUGCGCAUUCUCAGCGGACAAUGCCAUAUCAAGGUCCGACGAUCACACAUUUUCGAGGACUCCUUUGCCGAGAUUACUCGCCAGUCUGCUACAGACCUGAAGAAGCGUCUCAUGAUCAAAUUCGACGGAGAAGACGGCCUUGAUUACGGUGGCUUGUCCCGAGAAUUCUUCUUCCUCCUUUCGCACGAAAUGUUCAACCCUUUCUACUGUCUAUUCGAGUACUCAGCGCAUGAUAAUUAUACCCUCCAAAUUAACCCUCACUCUGGUAUCAACCCAGAACAUCUCAACUAUUUCAAAUUCAUUGGCCGUGUAGUCGGCAUGGCCAUCUUCCACCGCCGAUUUUUGGAUGCCUUCUUCAUUGGGGCUCUCUACAAGAUGAUCUUGGGCAAGGGAGUCACGUUGGCAGACAUGGAAGGAGUCGACGCCGACUUCCACCGAUCAUUGCAGUGGAUGCUGGACAAUGAUAUUUCAGGAGGAAUCCUGGAACAAACAUUCUCCACGGAAGAUGAGCGCUUUGGUGUCUUGACCACUGAAGAUCUGAUUCCCGGCGGCCGUGAUAUUGAAGUGACAAAUGAGAACAAGAAGGAGUAUGUGGACCUUAUGGUCAAAUGGCGUAUUGAGAAGCGUAUCGCCGAGCAGUUCCAAGCUUUCAAGGAGGGUUUCCAAGAGCUGAUUCCCCACGAUCUCAUCAAUGUAUUUGAUGAGCGUGAGCUGGAGUUGCUCAUUGGUGGUAUUGCCGAGAUUGACGUGGAUGACUGGAAGAAGCACACCGACUACCGAGGCUACACUGAAUCGGACGAAGUUAUCCAGAACUUCUGGGCAACAGUGCGAUCCUGGGACGGCGAGCAGAAGUCGCGUUUGUUGCAAUUCACCACCGGUACCUCCAGAAUCCCGGUCAACGGAUUCAAAGAUCUUCAGGGCAGCGAUGGUCCCAGAAGAUUUACAAUCGAAAAGGCCGGUGACUUGGCUAAUUUACCCAAGGCACACACUUGCUUUAACCGUAUUGAUUUACCCGCAUAUAAAACAUUGGAAACGCUACAACAAAAGCUCACCAUCGCCGUUGAGGAGACUAUGGGCUUUGGCCAAGAAUAGACUGCGGGUUGGUAUAGGAUAUACUCGCAUCACACAGCUUUCUACGAUGUUUUCGUAGCCUUUGCUUUCCAACAACAAAAAAUCCCUUUAUGUCCCCUCAUUGAUCGUUAUUUUGAUUUUUGGUUUCCUCAUUUGGGUAUAUAUGCUUUGGUUGAAGAGUCAGCAGACAGACAUGGUAGGCUUUGGUUUGGCGCUGGCGGAUUUUAUUGUUAUCAGGCAAGAUGUGACGCGUUGAGAUAGAAUGGCUUGCAGCGCCGCCUUGAGGCAUCAGCAAAAAGAAGCAUGCGGGGAUGACGAGGAGAGAUGCUAUAUGAUGUCAAAUGUGAAAAAGAGGCGGGCUAUGGAACGAGAAUACGUGCAUGGCCAUGCGAAACGGGUUGUACAAAGUGGUACUCUGCUGGCUGUGUUGGCCGACAGAUGAGUUAUCCAGUUUUUGGCAUUCCAUUCGAAUUCUUCGAUGACCAGAUGCAUCCAUUAACUGGCGGUGUUGCGUUUGCGAAUGCUGGAGAGCGCAAAGAUGAAGUUAAUAGCUGAAGGGUAUUGCAAGAUAUAGUAAAGCAGGCAUGGAAUGGAAUUUUGACUUUUUCUCUCUCGCAUUUCCUCGUUGGAAUAAUACAGUUUGGCUUACUCUUGAUUGUUGUAAUAAAG
This is a messenger RNA of Trichoderma atroviride IMI 206040, 3142 nucleotides long. RefSeq lists its product as uncharacterized. Gene Ontology annotation, cellular component: cytoplasm. The record is from RefSeq and is a predicted model, not a curated record. Gene Ontology annotation, biological process: protein polyubiquitination; ubiquitin-dependent protein catabolic process. Lineage: Eukaryota; Fungi; Ascomycota; Sordariomycetes; Hypocreales; Hypocreaceae. Gene Ontology annotation, molecular function: protein binding; ubiquitin protein ligase activity.